AUGACAACCCAAGCCUUCAACCCCCCUCCCACCCCAGUCAUCGACGCAGACGGGCUACAUGAGAUCCCCAUUUUUCCCUCCGAGGUCGAAAACCUGCAAGACUGGCUCGACUCUGAUGUCGCGUAUGCGGAUGAUGUGAUCAGGGCUGUUGAGGUGCUUGUUCCAGGUUCGAGGGAGAGUACGCCGACUGCGUCGGAGUGCAGCUCACCUGCUCCCGUAUCCGACCUAGGGCGAGAACCAUUGCGCACACAGACACAUGCCCGGACACAACCACAACCACACCCCGAAACCCAGCCCCCAAAGACCAUCGACCCCCGUGAAUACGCCGCCACCUGGCGCCAACUACCAACUCAAACAGCCCCCAACGGCAACUGUCUGUACUGCGACGAUCCAGAACACGGUACGGCUAACUGCCCUUAUCUGUCACCUAGGGUGAGUGGGGAUUGGUGGAAGCCUUCUGCGCCGUUGUGGUAUCUGGAUCCACGGGAGCAUGGGUUUUCGUGGGAGCAGACGAGUGAGCAGCCGCGUUAUACUUCUGCGGGGGUGAAUAGGCUUGGGUAUGCGGGUGCUACUGCUCCUAUUGCCACUGCUACUGCUGGUACUGCUACUGGUACUGCUACUGGUACUGCUACGGCUACUGCUACUGGUACUGCUACGGCUACUGCUACGGCUACUGCUAC
Aspergillus glaucus CBS 516.65 is the source of this 680-nucleotide messenger RNA. RefSeq lists its product as uncharacterized. The transcript is spliced from 2 exons. The annotation marks the transcript as partial. The record is from RefSeq and is a predicted model, not a curated record. Lineage: Eukaryota; Fungi; Ascomycota; Eurotiomycetes; Eurotiales; Aspergillaceae.